Symbiodinium pilosum is the source of this 948-nucleotide messenger RNA. Lineage: Eukaryota; Dinophyceae; Suessiales; Symbiodiniaceae. The record is from the annotation of a GenBank genome assembly.
AUGAAGGAUCUCUUUGGCAUCCAGGAAGUCCAUCGUCCCGCCCAAGACGACGAGCAGUCCAACAAGAACUGUGUCGUGUGCUUGACAGAGGCGAGGAACACGGCCCUGCUCCCGUGCAGCCACUUCUGCGUCUGCCACGCCUGCGCGAUGCACUUGCGCCUAACGCCUGGCCGCAAUCGCUGCCCACUCUGCCGGCAGGAGGUGCGAGACUUGCUUCGGCUGGACAUGACGGAGGAUGCGCCUGAGGAGGUCAAAGAUGCUUCGAAGGAGGCACAAGAACAAAAGGCCAAUCCAGCUGCCACUCCGCAGGAACCUUCAAUUUCGCCAACUCCCCAGGUGACGCCGUCUUCGGCAACCAAUGGUGAAGGACCAGGAUUGCCCGCGAGAUGCCUGAGGAGGCUGUCUCGCGAGCUGCAGCAGAUGGAGGUGCGUAAAGACGAGCUUGUGCGCGAGCACGGGUUGGAGCUUUCUCUCUGCGACCCAGCGGGGAGCGAUCUGCGGAUUUGGUCUUUGCGCCUGCUCGCACGAGGAUUGGAUCCUAGCACAGAGCUCGGACGCCAGCUUCAGAGCUGGACAAUUGAUGCAGUAGAUCUGGAAAUCUGGAUUCCGGACGCCUUCCCGACAUCUCCACCGAAAGUUCGUGUCCUGAAGCCCUGCUUUGAGUCAGGUGCCUUUCGCGUUCAUUCUUAUGGGGCUCUGUGCAUGGAGGUCCUGACGCGUCAGGGAUGGUCACCAGGGCUGACACUCGCCCAGCUGGGCGUUCAGAUCAAGGAUGUCAUGAUGCAAGGCUCAGGCCGUAUCAGCGGCCGAGGGCCUAUGGCAGACUUGGGGGCGAGAGGCCGCCAGUACGCCAUCGAUGUAGCAGACCGCAUUGAGGCCCACCACAGCGACUGGGAAGUGCCAGAGCGGCCAUCAGCGGCACCUGCAGCUGGACGAGCAGCUGGAUGA